This is a messenger RNA of Cuscuta campestris, 2214 nucleotides long. Lineage: Eukaryota; Viridiplantae; Streptophyta; Magnoliopsida; Solanales; Convolvulaceae. The record is from the annotation of a GenBank genome assembly.
CGAUUCAAGAAAACAUGACAAAUCUGACGGUGCACAGCGCGCCACCGCCAUCUCAUCUCUUCACAUUCUCCACCUUCUCAAGAAAAUGUGAUCUUCGCAGUUCCCCUUCUUCUCGUUGGCCCUUCGAACUCUUGUGAUCCCCUUCGUCAAAUUCCCCCUUUUUUAUUUUAUUUUUAUUUUUGGGUGGUGAUUUCUUUAUAAAGCCCAAAUCUUCAGCUUAAAAUUUCCCUAUUCGCACUUCCCAAACUUGCCCGAGAUCCACAGUUCGUCUUGUUUGUUGAAGUUAAUAACCAAUUCCAGUUAAGGCAUGAGGAGAACAAUGUGUUACAAUGAUGUGCCUGAAGUUGUUGGGGAACAAUGGCCCAUCAAGAAAGCACUGACAUUGUCUGACGUGGACAUAACACAUCCUUUUCUCACAUUGUCUCGGCAACAAGUUGAAAACCACAUCGUUGUGCAUAUGGACCCACAACAGCAAGAGAUGUUGAGAUCCCAAGGCCACGUGGAUUUCAAUGGUCAAGACGAUGACACUGGUGAGGUUUACAGCAUGAAGCUGAAGUGGCGAGGGAGUUACUACAAUCUUAUUGGCAAAUGGGGAAAGGUUGUCAGAACCAAAGGACUCGGCGUGGGCCAUGAGGUCAAAAUUCGUUGGGAUAAUGGGAUCUUGCACUUCUCUGUGCCACUUCGGCAGCUUGCUAUGAUGGUGAUGCCUGUCCAAAUGGUUGUGCGACCACCGCCAGUAGUGGGUAAUCCAUGGCCUAUCAAGAAGGUGCUGACUCUGUCUGAUGUUGACAUAAACCAUCCGUUUCUUCCUUUGCCACGUCAGCAAGUCAAGGAUCAUAUUCUUGUGCACUGGACACCUCAGCAGCAAGAACAGUUGAAAAAUGAAGAGCAGGCGAUCGUGAAUGCCCGAGAUUAUGACACUGGAGAAGUCUAUCAAAUGAAAAUAAAACCAAAGGGAAAUUCCUAUAACUUAGUUGGGAAAUGGGGGGCAGUAAUUAGACAAAAAGGGCUUGGGGUUGGCGACGAGAUUCGGAUAUGUUGGGCUGAUGACUGCUUGUGCUUUUCAGUACCACAGGAGCACUGUUCUGCAACACGAAGUUCAAUGGUAGAUAAUUGGCCGAUUAAGAAAGCCCUAACUUUGUCUGACGUGGACACUACCCAUCCGUUCCUUACCCUUCCAGGGAAAGCAGUUGAAGAUUAUAUUCUCUUUUACUGGACUCCACAAGACAGGGAGGAACUAAGGAAUGCUCGUCAGAUGGAUGUUAACGGCCAAGAUGAUGACACUGGAAAUUUCUACUUAAUGAAGUUGCGAUGGCGCGGGAGCUACUAUAAUCUCAUUGGUAAAUGGGGGAAAAUCAUAAGAGCAAAGGGACUCCGGAUUGGGAUGGAGAUUAGGCUGCGUUGGGUUAACAAGUGUUUGCACUUUUCAGUUCCCGAGUUACUUGGUGCACCACUCAAUGUAUGAUGGCAGGCUGCAAAUGAACAUGUUCGGGAAAAAUACAACAAGGUGAUUUGAUGGGCCCUAUUUGUUUAUUCAGGCACAUCCGCGAGGAACUUCUUUGAGUAGCAUGAUGCCCCCACUGUACAACUGUAUAGAUGUGUGUAGUGUACCAUUGUUUUACUGACAAGGAGAGCCAAGUUGUAUAAACAUGGUUGUAUGAAGACUGUCAAGUAGAGCUGACUGACAUUGCUGUUUUGGUAGAGGAGAGUAAAACUAGUGUUUCUGUGAAGAACAACAGAUAUGGCUGAGUUCUAGAGUACCUUUCUCGUGGAAUCCGAGUUCUAAAGGCUUGUUUGGUCGGGAAACGUAAUUCCACUUGUUUGGUAGGAGGGAAUGGUGAAUCUGAGGAAUAGUUCUUCCCUCCACUUUGUGGGAUUGUUACAUUUUCAUGCAGCGGAGGAGACGGGAUUCAUGGGAGUGAACGAACCCGUGGGACCCAGACCGAGCCAAUGCUGUUGAACUGUAUAUGGGGAACAAGAAGACUGUGUAAAAAGCUCCUGUGUUAGUUAAGUUUGUAACAGAGUUCAAUAUUGAAUUGCAAUGGAAGGAGAAGCUUCAUGUUGAGGUAAUCAUGUGCCCUACCUUCGUAAAGGACUCCAUUUGUAAGGGAUUUUAGACGAAAUAACAAUGUAAUGGCCUUAAUGCGGUGGUGCGUCCCGCUGGGUUAAUUCAAGGCAUGAUCGUCGUCUUCCAUUUCGGUAAUUCCUUGUACG